AUGUACAGUUUAAGGGCUCGAGGUCUCACACAGGGCGUCUCCGCGGUAUUCAGUAGCCUCGGAAUGGGUUUUGGAGGCCCGUUCGGUGGAUAUAUCAACGACAAAUUCGGGUGGCGAUGGGCCUUCCUUUUCCAACUUCCGCUAUUCUUCCUAUCGUUUGUCCUGACUUCAAUCAAUCUGAACUAUGUCACACCUGGCAAGAUGAAGAGCGCCAAGGAGGUGUUAAAGCGGAUUGAUUAUGGUGGCAGUUUCACUCUGUUGUUUGCGGUACUCUCCGUCCUCGUUUUCCUGAGUACGCGCUAUAGCGAGGAGUAUCCAUGGUCGUCGCCAGCGGUGUACAUUCCGCUGGCCCUUGCUUUUGCCUUCGCCAUCGUAUUUGUCAUCUUCGAGCUGCGGAUUGCGCCCGAGCCUGUCCUCGCGCCGUUUCUCCUCCGCCAGAAAGUUCCCAUACUCGUCGGGAUCAGCAACUUCCUGGUCGCGACAUGCAACUUUACGGUCAUGUACAACUUCCCGACGUGGUUUCAGACGGUAAUGCUCACCAGCGCAAGCGAGGCUGGUGCCCAUUUGAUCCCAAACGGUGUCUCCAUUUCUCUUGGGUCUUUGUUCGCUGGAUGGAUGAUGCAUCGCACCGGCAAGUACAAGCGCCUCAACCUCAUAUUCGGUCUUUUCCCAUUCGUCGCGGCCAUUCUUCUCAGUCUCAUGCGCGAAGACUCCCCUGCAAUCCAGCUUUGGCUGAGUAUUAUACCCCUAGGAUUUGGCAAUGCUGUAGUACUGCAGACGAUGCUUAUUGCCUUACUUGCCAACAUUCCGAAAUCUGCGAUGGCCGUAGGGACCGGGUUCGGCCAGCUCUUCCGCGGCAUCGGCCAAGUCGGUGGCGUCGCGUUCUCGUCUGCCCUUUUCCAGUCUGUGCUUAAUGCAGAACUGCGCAAACGCAUACGCUGCGACAACGCCGAGGAGAUCAUCACUAAGAUCCGGCACUCCGCUAUGCUGGUCGCACGGCUCCCACCAGAUCUCCAGCGUGCCGCCCGCGACUCGUACGCGAUUAGCUUGCGCGCAGUGUUCAUCAUGGCGGCGUGUGCGACGUUCCUUGCGUACCUCGCACGCUUGCCGAUACCCGACAAGCCUCUGGAUGACCCCCGCGCAAAGAGUAUGAGUGAUGACCAGCCUCCCAGCCAUACUGCUAUUCACGAGAGGCCGGCGUAUCGCAAUGAAGACAUACAGGAGCUUGGGGACGACGACGAAGAGGAAGAUGUCCCUGUCUCUGUACUCAAAACUCAGGGACCGCGGCCACGGCGGCUGUCGACGUAUGAGUCGCACGACGGUGGGAUGGAUUUAGAGAGCGAUACUAUAGGAGGGUCGGCGAGGGGCAGCCAUUAG
Molecule: messenger RNA, 1377 nt
Organism: Sparassis crispa
Lineage: Eukaryota; Fungi; Basidiomycota; Agaricomycetes; Polyporales; Sparassidaceae
Product: Multidrug resistance protein
Exons: 14
Coding region: 1-1377 (458 amino acids)
Biological process (GO): transmembrane transport; basic amino acid transport
Cellular component (GO): fungal-type vacuole membrane
Molecular function (GO): basic amino acid transmembrane transporter activity
Source: RefSeq, a predicted model, not a curated record